This is a messenger RNA of Linum trigynum, 531 nucleotides long. Lineage: Eukaryota; Viridiplantae; Streptophyta; Magnoliopsida; Malpighiales; Linaceae. The record is from the annotation of a GenBank genome assembly.
AUGACAACGAGGCUUGAGGAGCUAACUGAUCCGCCCGAUGGAAAGGUUUUAAUUCAUGCCAUGACCGGUGGUUCGAAUGCGGCCACCUUCCACCUCAUCACGACCAUCAAGGAAGAGACGGCUAUGCAUCGAAUCGAUGGUUAUUCCUCUCACAACUUUAUGAACGGUAAGGCCACGAGAAAGUUGUCGUUAUCAGCUACUCCUAUUUCACCUUUUCGAGUCAAGACGGCUAAUGGGGAGUCUCUCAUAUGUACCCGAUGCUACGCGUCAGUACCGGUCGAAGCACAAGAAAUGCGGUGGAAGGUCGAUUUCUUCGAGCUUCCAAUUCAAGGGAUCGCCCGCGACACUCGGUGGAAUAGACAAGUAAUUUUUUAUUGGGAGCUCUCGAGCAUGUGCAUCUGGUACCAAGAGGAGUGGGUAGGGUUGCAAGUGAUUAUGGGGAGAAUGAAACCGAUGAUCACAUCGCCAAGGUCUGGCCCAAAGAGCCAGCGACCAAAGGCAUCGCCGAAGCUCCAUUUUCGUCUACUAUGA